This is a messenger RNA of Paramuricea clavata, 198 nucleotides long. Lineage: Eukaryota; Metazoa; Cnidaria; Anthozoa; Malacalcyonacea; Plexauridae. The record is from the annotation of a GenBank genome assembly.
AUGAAAACAAGGAAAAACCAGCAGACCAGAACGUACGUGGAAGGUGCAACAGCAAAGAGUGAGACAUCUUUGAACAAACCCGAACAAGUUAUAAGUACGACGGCCAACACAGGACACAGAGUCAGGGGUGCAACCCAAGUCUUACUACAGACAGCAACUGUCUAUGCUCUUAACACAGAGAAUUCCAGAAGUGUAAAA